CUCUUCAACCAGCAAACCUGAGCUCUUGCUGUCAUGGCAGGGCUUAGCACCGGAGCAGGUGCUCCAGUUGUGAAGUUAUACCAUGAGAAAUCCAUGAUCAUGCCUGAUGUGUCCAGAGUGCUUGCAUGCCUGUAUGAGAAAAACAUCGAGUUUGAGACUGUCAAGGAUUCUUACAAGGACAUCCUCAGGCUCCAGGCAUCGAGGAGUGUUCCAGUUCCAUUCUACGAUGGACCCACAUUUCUACAAGAAUCAAGAGCAAUUUGCCGCUACAUAGCAGAAACCUAUGAACAGCGUGGGUAUCCUUUCCUGCUGGGAAAGGAUGUUCUGGAGAGGGCUUCCAUUGAACAAUGGCUCCGUCAUGAGGAGCAUGCGUUUGAUCCUCCGAGCCGGGCAUUGUUUUGCCACCUGGCCUUUCCUGUGCAGGAUGACGACGAUGAUGAUAUCAACACAGAGAAAAGAAAACUGGAAGAAGUCCUUGAAGUCUAUGAACAAAGGCUUGGUGAGAGUGAGUUCCUUGCUGGGAACAAGUUCACCCUUGCUGACCUUGUUCACUUGCCAAACACCCACCACCUUGUGACAUCUGAAUUUGCCUACCUGUAUGACUCAAGGAAGAAUGUGCAGAGGUGGUGGGAUACAAUCUCCAACCGCCAAUCUUGGAAGCAGGUGCUGAAGGAUAUGAACAGAGUGGAGGAGGAAUACCAAAUGGAACUAGAGCAGCAGGAGGAGCAGUGGCAGACAGAGCUUCCCCAAACAUCUGUUGGCCACACCAUUCGCUUAGACCCUCGGCAGACGACUAGCACUGAGUCACGGACAGUACUAGUCCCACCUCCCAGUGCUGGUAUGAUCUCAACCUCAUUUUCAUCACAAAGAGAGCAACCUCUGCCCUCUGAAACAAUCCGCCAAGAUAAACCCUCACCUAGAAAAGAAAGCAACUUCUUUACUACCACAGAGAAAACUCCAUCAACCCCAAGGUCUAGAGCUCCUACAACUCAGAAACAGCCUAGCAGUACCUUCUUCACCCCAUCUACCACCCCCAAAAUUCCUCAGAGAACAGAUACUGAUAUAUCCAGCUCCAAAGAUGCCCCAUACCAAACCAAACCUAGUGAAACAACAUCGAAAGAAGCUCAUGAUAAAUCCCAUCUCUCUGGCUUUUUUAAGGCUAGGAGCCAUACCGAUGAAACAGCAACUCCUACAAAACAUAGUCCACAAGAAGACUCGAAAACUUCUACCAAGAUACCCAAAACACGUGAUAUCAGUGAGGCAGUCGGUCCUAAUAGUCCAAUAUCAACCAAAGCUCCCCAUGAAAUUGAUGAACGUGCCAGUGUUGAUCCCCGCUUUGACAAGCCAGCUCCAUAUACCAAGCCUACCACAAACAUACCACAAACUUCUUCUGGAAGGCCUUCUGCACAGAGAGAUCUAGGCACUUCUCCUGGCACUGAGGCAGACAAAACAUCUUCUGAUCUGGGAGGUGGUGUUCAGUCUCCUUAUGCACAGGGACGUGCUGAGCAAGUGAAGAAAACCUCAUCUGAUCAGAGAGGUUCUGAAACUGCACAACCAGCUCAACCCCGUGGCAUCCAGCAAUUCACCAAGGAUGCUAGACAGGCUGAUCAAAACAGGAUAGCUGCAUCACCACGUCAACAACCAUCAGGUGAGCAAAAUGUCCAUAAGCAAUUUAUAGCACCACCAAUUCUGAAAAUACCUGACUUGUCAACAAUGCAACCAGAGUCUCAAGAAGACACUCAUAACAUCAUGAGUGAAGAUGAAAGAUUCUCUACCAAGAGGCUCCGGAAGAUGAUGGAGGAAAGUGAAAAGGAAGCACAAGAAGUUAAAUCACAGCCUACAGAUUUUCGACCUUCAAAGGAGGAAACACCAUCUAUCUAUAAGAAUCCCUCAGAUGUGCAAGACAGAACCAUUUUGGAUGAUAGAAAAAGUGGUAGAUCUCCGUCAGCUGGCACACGAGCUCCUGACUAUCCAACAAGUGCUGCUGAAAGAAGAGUUGCUUCACAACCAAAAGAAGGAAUGCCAUAUGAUGAUCGUGGUGCCACUAAACCACAAAAAUCACCAUCCAUCAAUGAGCAAGAAAAAAUUCCAGUAGUGCCAAGCCAAGCGCCACCAGCCAGUUCAGGGAAAGCUUCCGAAUCAUUAAAGGAAGUUUCCCCUGAUGAUGGCUUGGCUCAAGUAUCCACCAUCAAUCAAUGGAGACAAACCUCUGCACCUCCUCCAACCAAACUAGCAGCUCCUGAUGCUCCUAGAAAUGUUGGGUUGGCCAAAACAGAAGGUGUUGACAAGAGGACACAGCCAAGCACAACAAAGGAAACCCCAAGGAAUGAUAGAAAUGUUUUAGCAACAGGGCAAGGAGCUGAUCGUGGAGUUGGUAAUGAACAAUAUGACAAGAAUUCCAUCGAUGAAAGAGCACCACAAAUGACACCAAGGCAAGCAGCACCUUCUGUCACUCAGCGUGCUUCAGCAUCAAUCCAAGAAAGAAUUAGUGGUGCCCGUGGCGCUAGUGAUGAUAUGUUUGGAAAAACAUCAAGUGCUGAUCAAAGCAACACUCCAGCCAUACCAAAGCAAACAACAGUUCAAGGAGCAACCCCUGAUGUUCGUGGUACUAGUUAUGCUGACAGAGAGAUGAAACUUCCUGCUGAUGAAAAGGCAACAGCAAACAAGCAGAAGCCAGUUUCAAGUUCCCAACAGACAAUUGAACCAAUUAGAGGAGGAACUCCUACCUCAUAUGGCAGUACUGAUGAUGACUUGGCCAAGACAUCAAGAGCUAAUGAAAGACAAACGCCACCUUCAAAGGCGCAAGCACCAGCAUCCAACAGACAGAGUGCUUCUACAGCUCUCCAAGGAGGCACACCUGAUGCUCGUGGGGAAAAUACAGCAGUCAAACCAUCAGUCACUUCUCCAACAGGUAUGCCUACUUCAUCAAGAAGACAAGAACCAACUCCAUCAGUCACUUCUCCAACAGGCGUGCCUACUUCACCAAGAAGACAAGAACCAACUCCUGACACUCAACGUCGUCGCGCAGCAGAUCAAAUGCCAUCCCAAGCUCCACUUCCGUCUUCCUUCAGUACAAGGAACAAGGAGAAUGGUAUUUCUGAAGCUGGUCAAACCAACACAGUAGCACCUGAUGGGCUGCCAGGUCCGGGAGUUCCCAAAGAUGCUGGACCACAGGUUGCAGGACCUUCAGUCGUGAAAUCACAGAAGAACAUGAAUGAAGCAUACAACGAUGGACCAUCCACACAGCAGUUGCCAAAUGAUCAGUAUAGGUCUCAGCCAAGAGAAGCCAAGGAAGAGCAAGGAGCUGAUGCAGCACUAAUCAAUGAAAUUGGCAAGGCCCAAAAGGAUGAUUUGUUGGCAAAUCCAAAUCAAAGUAGCACUGGAAGAGUUCAACCAACAUCAACUGAAGAAACAUCCAAGCAGCAACUGCAAUCCGGGCUGAACAAGCCUAUAUCAUCUAAAGAUGGCAAAGAAACAGUAAGCUAUGGCAGCUCAGCAACGUCCAGAGAAAUGCUACCUUCUAUUCCUGAUAAGAGCAUGAGAGUGCAGCAACCGCAAGGUGACAAGUCCAGCUACUCCAGUAUAUCACAAGAAGACAAUGUGAAGCAAGGGUCUCAAGCUGCACUGCAGGGAUCUGGAAAUGAGCAGCCUAAGAAAAGGGACCUCCUUGCAAAUGCUGAUGAGAAAAUCAGAGGAACUACAGGAGAAGCCUUACAAAAGUCUGAUGAAGGGCGGAUCUCCUCUAAUACUGAGCAAAUGAAAAGCAACAGAAAUAACAGCAAACCAGAUGGCUCAACUGAACCCACUUCAUUUGAUGGCAAUGAAGGUAAUCUUCCUGAGUCACAGAGGCGUGGCUCAUCAAGCAACCCGUAAAAUGCUUCAUCAGCUCAUUUUCUUUCACCAUCUCUGCCGUACUGCUAUCUACUUCCCUAUUUUCACAUAAUAAGGUCACCUAUACACCAGCGGACCAGCCAUACCAGUCCAUGUUGUCUACUCUGCAUGUUUAUUAUUCCUUCCCAGUGGUGCAGUAUUGUUCAUUACUUGAACAAUGACUUGUUCAGAUGUCAAAGUUCUUAAUUUAAUCUUGUUUUGAAUAAUGUGAAUGCAAUAUAGCAUUCUCCA
Molecule: messenger RNA, 4122 nt
Organism: Oryza sativa Japonica Group (Japanese rice)
Lineage: Eukaryota; Viridiplantae; Streptophyta; Magnoliopsida; Poales; Poaceae
Biological process (GO): glutathione metabolic process
Cellular component (GO): cytoplasm
Molecular function (GO): glutathione transferase activity; glutathione binding
Source: RefSeq, a predicted model, not a curated record